AUGCUCCGCCGACCCUCAAAGCUCCGCCUUCCUUUCCCUCCAGCCCUCAGCAUCCACCACCUGUCAACAAAAUCAACAACAACACUGUACACGCCCCUCGAGGACAUCGAGCCGCUCGAGCGAUACCGGCCCGGAGGCUACCAUCCCGUGCGCAUCAAUGACCGACUCCACAGCCGCUACCGCAUCGUGCACAAGCUCGGAUUUGGCUCCUACUCAACCACAUGGCUGGCUCGCGACGAAAAGGCAGAAGCGACUUCCUACGUCGCUCUCAAGAUCGCUGUAGCCCAGGCCGAAUGCACUUCCGAAAGCCGCGUCCUACGACUCCUGCGAGACGAAGACCCGGAGGGAAAAGACGCCGGAAGAGCCGUGGUCCCGGCUUUGUUGGAUGAGUUCACCGUGCAAGGCCCAAAUGGCUCCCAUCAAUGCAUCGUCACUCUUCCCGCGAGCAUGAGCUUGUCCGACGCACGAGAAGCUUCUUACGGGCGCCUUUUCCAGCUUCCGGUCGCUCGUGCCAUUGCGGCUCAACUUAUCCAAGCUGUCGCUUUCUUGCAUUCAAAGGGCGUUGUCCAUUCCGACCUUCACGAAGGCAACAUUCUGCUCCGCCUACCAAGCUCGGUGGACUGCCUAACCCCGGAUCAGCUGUACGAAAAGUACGGUCAGCCGGAGCUCGAGGCAGUGCAGAGACUCCACGGCCAACCACUCGGCAACGGCGUACCCGACCACGCCGUCGUCCCCAUCUGGCUCGGAGCAGCCAGCCAAGACAUUACUCCAGCCGAAUCUGCCAUACUUUUGACCGACUUCGGAGAAUCCUUCCAGCCCGCCACAACGACACGGCAUCGCUCGCACACGCCGCUUAUACUGCGCGCACCAGAGCUGUUCCUUGAACCGUCUUUGCCGCUCUCUUUCCCCACAGACAUCUGGGCACUCGCGUGUGUCGUCUUCUCCGUCUUCGGCCAGCGCCCCCUCUUUGAGUCCUGGUUUCCCUCUCAAGACGAGGUCCUCCAAGAACAGAUAGACAUGCUGGGCCAACUACCACCAGGCUGGUGGGCAAGCUGGAAGACCCGUGGCAACUUUUUUGACGAGCGACUUGAACGGGUGGAUGGUGAGCCGCGCCGACCUUGGGCGGAGCGCUUUGAGUACUCAAUCCAGGUGCCUCGGAGACUGUGCGGUAUGGAAGAGGUUGGAGAUAGGGAGAAGGCGGCGCUGGAGGAUCUGCUCCUCUCCAUGCUAGCUUUCAAGCCAACACAUCGGCUUGACGCGCGGCAGGUUCUUCAAUCAAAGUGGAUGACUAGGUGGGGCCUACCUGCAUUGGAGUGGACGUAA
Molecule: messenger RNA, 1323 nt
Organism: Aplosporella prunicola CBS 121167
Lineage: Eukaryota; Fungi; Ascomycota; Dothideomycetes; Botryosphaeriales; Aplosporellaceae
Exons: 2
Coding region: 1-1323 (440 amino acids)
Biological process (GO): spliceosomal complex assembly; protein phosphorylation; regulation of mRNA processing
Molecular function (GO): ATP binding; protein kinase activity
Source: RefSeq, a predicted model, not a curated record